Messenger RNA from Alosa alosa (allis shad), 2688 nucleotides. Its product is annotated as transcription elongation factor A N-terminal and central domain-containing protein. Gene Ontology annotation, cellular component: nucleus. NCBI's taxonomy places the organism in Eukaryota, Metazoa, Chordata, Actinopteri, Clupeiformes, Clupeidae. Gene Ontology annotation, biological process: DNA-templated transcription. The record is from RefSeq and is a predicted model, not a curated record.
GGAUGUUGCAGCUGUCUGCACAACAACAAAGAUGGCGACAAGACUGUCAUGAGAAAAUGGUUGUUGGACAAUGGACGCAAAGGAAAUCAUUCAUCAUGCUAAAGAGAUAGAAAAGCUCCAUAAAAAUGGUAACUACAACGAUAUAUCACCUCUCCUUUCGCUUCUAUUAGACGCGCAUGUCUCUUUAGAACAUCUACAAAAUACUGACAUCGCGCAGAUCCUCUACCGGGUUGUCAAGUCCUGCCCAGACAUAAACGUGAGAAAAACCUCAAAAGUCCUACUUUCAAAAUGGAAAAAGUUACACAGCCAUCCACAGAUGCAUAUCUGCAGACAGAUCCAUGCUGGUGAAUCUGCAAAAUCAAAAGCAGAUGAUACUGAACUACUGAAUGGGCCUACGUUUACAGCUGCUUCCUCAGAUAGUCCAAGAAGUGAACUGGCCACGGGUGAUGCACCGUCUGCAAAAGAAACUGGAUCUCAGACACAUCCUGAAAACAGUAGUGGAAUAGCAUCUAGUGCAACACCUGGUGAACAGAUGACAAGAGAGUCAUCUUUUCAAGAGUCAGCGAUCAAGUUAGGGCAUGUGGAGGCCCCCUCUGUAAACAUCACCUCAGAGCUCUGCACAGUUCGAAAUAAAUGUGCACAGCUACUUCAGCAGGCACUGAGCCCUGAGAAGGAUCCAGAGGAUGCACACACAUUGGACACAUUAGCAGCGUUAGCCUGCAACAUUGAAAGUCACAUCCACGCAGUGCAUGGCACAAACAUGCCCAAAUACAAGACCUGUGUGCGGAGCAAGGUGGCAAACCUGCGCAAUCCAAAGUGCUCUCAUCUCAGACAGGGGCUGCUGUCAGGCCGCCUGAUCCCAGAGGACUUCGCCCGCAUGUCGGCGGAAGACAUGGCAGGUGAGGACUUGCGGAGGGAGAGGGAGUCGGAUGUGGCCGCUGGAAUUAAUGAGUGCCAGCUGCCACGCGGCGUGGAGGGCACGCGGACCUGUAAGCUGCGCUGCAAGCGGUGCCAGGGCAUGGACUGUCAGGUGACGCAGAUCUUACGGGGCACUCUCUUCCUUCCUGCCUGGGUGCGGCAGGGGAACCGCGAAGAAGCCAUGACUUUUGUGACGUGUUCAGGAUGUGGACAGCAGUGGUAUCAGAGUGGCUGGGUCUGCUUCUGACAUGAGGACAGUGGCGUUGAUUUCACAUACUAAGGCACUGCAGUAUGAGUGGGAUGAGCAGCCUCAGUGGAUUGGGGUUGAAGAACAUCAGACAGACAGACCUGCAGUUGUUUUCAAUUGUGUUUUUAAUAAGCAUUACGUAAAAGCUGAAAUUUCUAUUUUUGUUGAAUUAAAAAAAAAUAAUCUAAAAUUUCAGUCCACAUUAAGUCAUUACAUUCAGUAAUCAAUUGCCAUGAAAAACAAAUCCUAUAACCCCUCUAACUAUUACUGGGUGAUAUGGCCUAAAAAGAAAAUCUCAGAUUUUUUACACAUAAAACCUGAUUUACGAUUUUAAUUUGUUUUAAUUUUCCCUCUGCAAUUUUAUCUAGUUUGGUAGUAGGCCUAAUAAUGCUUUGGUAGUAACAGAGCAGUUGGAUGGGUGGAUAUAGUGCAGAUAUCAGGCCUACUCUUGCAUUAUCAGUAUCAUUAGUUUAUACAUUGUAUACCUAGUAGGCCUAAGCCUCUAUGCUUAUGGAUGACAUCACUAAUGAGCUCCAUUACUUUUGACAGACCUGCAGAUCAGCAGCUGGAUAAAGUUCAGUGAUGGAAUUUGAAAAGAAAAUCGAUUUUCAUAAAAAAAACUCAAUUUUCGAUUUAAAAUGUAUUUUUUUGCCCUGCCCUAAUGCAUCUUUUUUCCAUUUCACAAGAAUGCAGUUUUUAAAAUUCAGCUCAUCACCAUGACUUAUGUCAAAGUGUGUCUGUCCUAUCUGUUAAAUAGAUGUUAUGUUUAAGACCAGUGAGCUUAAUUGGUUAAUUGUAGUCUGCAUGUAAUUGACUGGAUGCAAUAUGUUCUUUCAUAAGAUCUUUCAGCCUCAACCAAUCCUAUCUUAGGUAAGUGCAUAUGAUGUAGAUAAACACGUCCACAUCAAAGACUUUGGUUUAGAUUUUUGUACACCCGCAAUCUAAAAUCAAAUCUUUAUGUUAAAGCUAAGCCUAAGUACACAGGUGGUUGAAGCACGUGCACUGUGUUGCUGCAUCACCAGGAGCGGUACAAAUACCAGAGUGAAAUUCAACAAACAGACCUUCCCCUCAGCAAUGCAUGAAGUAGCCUAACACAUUCUUGAUCUUGAACUGCUACAGCUGCUGCUUCAGUCACUGCCAAUAGUACACUAUUGCAGCGCCACUGCCUCUGCUGCUGUUAAAUAGCAGCGGGUGUGGGAACUGUAAAUAAAUGAGCAGGUUUUUGGGGCGCUUAAGUGACUUUCCCUGUCCCAAUCAGAAAAAAACAACCUGAAUUUAGUCCAUUUCCUUACUCUGAGACUGUAUGAAUGUUAUGUGUGUGUAUGCUUUUGAGGCUCUCUACAGACCUUGACCACAAAAUGUCCCCAUAGUGGACAAUAAAGACUAUCUAUCUGUGCUGCUGAGAUAAUAUCAAUCCAGUCCCAAACCACCCAGUGCAAAGCUGACCAUUUGACUGACAGGUGGUACUGUGACAUAAGACGGUUUGUGUGAUACUUAAGAAUGCAUUAAAUGAACUUCCCUUA